UUUUCAGCUGAAACUCUGAUGAGUCCGACAGAGUUUCCACCGGGCCGGUGAUUUGGUGCAAUGCGAACACUUAAACCGUUGAUUGUGCACGCUGUCAGAUAGACAGGCGGGAGCAGCAACCUCCCACUCCUCCUAUUGCUAUAACAACCACAGGGCGGUCGGUGUGACUCGAUGGCACACAGCGGCUCGGAUGCGACUGCCAAGUGUCAUCCUCCUGCCAGCAGCCCGACCUGAGCUCACCGCAUCGCCGCUUUGACACUGACUGAAUCCCUCCCGGGGAAGAAGAAGACGAAGAGGAGGAGGAGGAGGAGGAGGAAGGGGGACAGCCUUGUGUUUCCCCGUCACAGUGAUCUGAACAGUGGGGAAGCUCAGACUCGGGAUCCGCUACGUCAAACAGAUUAGUCAAAUAACCUCUCGGGGUAGGACAUACCUCCCUCCUUGGGCUUGCCUGGCUGCAUGCAUGCACUGAGGAAGCAAGACAGUCUGACAAAGAGCCAGGAAGCCCUCGGCGAAAUACAGAAGUGCACUACUUUUCUUUUUCUUUUUUCUUUCUGUGUCUGGGUGAGACGACAGUGGUGCUGGUGGUGGUGGUGAUCCUCCAGUUUCUUCUUCUUCUCCUCUCCCCACCCCUGGUGCGAAAUGGCGAAAGAAAACGGCGAGUCCAGCGAUGGAUCUUGGAAAAAGCAUGUCGAUGAUAUCAAGAAGAUAUUUGACUUCAAGGAAGUCCUUGGCACGGGCGCGUUCUCUGAGGUGGUGAUGGCUCGGGAGAAGACCACGGGAAAGAUGGUGGCAAUCAAGUGCAUCCCGAAAAAAGCGCUGAAGGGGAAGGAGUCGAGCAUCGAAAAUGAAAUCGCUGUGCUUAGGAAGAUAAAGCAUGAGAACAUUGUGGCUCUGGAGGACAUCUAUGAGAGCUCAAACCACCUGUACCUCAUAAUGCAGCUGGUGUCUGGAGGCGAGCUGUUCGAUCGCAUCGUGGAGAAAGGUUUCUACACAGAGAUGGACGCCAGUCGGCUCAUUCGGCAGGUUUUGGAUGCAGUCAACUAUCUGCACUCUAUGGGCAUCGUGCACAGAGACCUGAAGCCAGAGAACCUGCUGUAUUUCAGUCCCCACGAUGAAUCAAAGAUAAUGAUCAGUGACUUUGGCUUGUCAAAGAUGGAGGGAACAGGUGACGUGAUGGCAACCGCCUGUGGGACUCCAGGAUACGUGGCUCCUGAGGUUUUAGCUCAGAAGCCCUACAGUAAAGCUGUGGACUGCUGGUCUAUUGGGGUCAUCGCUUAUAUCCUGCUGUGUGGUUACCCUCCUUUCUAUGACGAGAAUGAUUCGAAGCUCUUUGAGCAGAUUCUCAAGGCAGACUAUGAGUUUGAUGCACCAUACUGGGAUGACAUAUCAGACUCAGCCAAAGACUUCAUCAGCUGCCUAAUGGAGAAGGACCCGGAGAAGAGAUUCGAAUGUGACCAGGCUCUUCAGCACCCUUGGAUUGCCGGAGACACAGCUCUCUGCAAGAACAUACAUGAAUCAGUCAGUCGACAGAUGCGGAAAAACUUUGCCAAAAGCAAAUGGAGGCAAGCCUUUAAUGCCACGGCUGUGAUCCGCCACAUGAGGCGCCUGCAGCUGGGCACCAGCUUUGGCAGCAACAUUCACAACAGCAACUCCAUGUCCAACCCUCAGAGCCGUGCUCCGGCCAAGAGCCAGUCUGUGGACUGCGCCCCACUCUCUCUGAAGGACUGUCCUCCAAUAGCACCUUUGCCCUCCACUGUUCAAGUGUACAGUCAGGACUCUGAUGCCUCCUCUCCUGUACGAGAAGAACCGUCUGUGGUGGCUGAGCCAUCGCGGCCACGACCCUCCACUGUUACGGUCAUCCACACUGGGACUAAAUGACGCCAGGUUCCGCGGGAGGUGAGCUGGGAGACCACCGAGCUUUGAGAGACGGGAUUCAAUAAUCCCGGGCCUCAAUGUCGUCGCCCAGUUUGCCCAUCCCGCAUCCUCCCAUCUGUUUCUGCUAACCACGGGGGGAAUUUGAGGAGCGUUGGCUCAGCUCCAUUUACCAUGGCUCAGCUAGGCACCCCGGCUGCUUCCCCCUGCCACUGUCACACCAGACCUGGAAGUACAGAGGGGGGAAGAUGCUCACCAGACGUUGUUAUUGUGGAAGCCAUGUUCAGGCUGGAUCAUGUUUGUGCAGCAGAUAAACAAGCAGCUGGGAAGUGCCACACUGAAGGGAACUCUUUAUUGAAGCUGCUAUCAGACUGUGAGCGUGUUGAGAGACGGACGCUCCACUGUAUGCCUUGUGUAAAUAUCCUGCGUGGAACUGUUGAGUGGAGUCGUGUUAUGCAAGUGAAAUAUAAGCUUCAAGCUGUGGUGAAAUAAUCGUGACAUCAUCUGCACUCUGAACUUCUUCUCGUUUCUAUGACAGCUCUUGUUAAUUUGCUGUGGUAUUUGCUACAGUGGCUCCCAACAGUGUGAUGGUAUGUGUUAUCUCUUUGCUUUAAAGUGUGCGGACGGGAAGUACGAGCAGGACAAUUGGCUUCAAUCACGGCAGUGAUUGCUGAGAGGGCUGGUGCUUUGCACUUAAUGUACUGGAUUAUUUAUUUUCUUACAAUCUAUAAUGACUUUUGUAAGAAAUGUGUAAAUGUGUUAUUAGACUGGACUGAGAAGCUUUUUGUUUGGAUGAGAAAGACGCAGUAUCUAAUAGAUGUUACUUUGUAAGUGCUGUUUUGUUUGAUGAGCUGAUUUUUUGACGUGACUGUGAAGUCCUCCAUGACCACAGGAGGGCAACCACGUGUUGUUGCUGUGUGACCAGUUCUCAGGGAUGUGCUCCAACAUGAAGCCAACCAAACCCCUCUCACUGCUGACAAGGACUGUGGCGGGGAAAUAGCUGAUAAGUAAAACCUCCAAAUAGUGUAUAUUACUCUUUGCCACCGGGACACUUUGACGGAUGCUUUCUUUCUUUAAAUCCAUCAUUACUGACAGUAUGAGUGAUAAAUCACACCGAAUGGAUUGUUUUUCCCUUUACAGGUCCAGUCUGUAGGAUUUAGGGGGAUGUGUUGGCAGGAAAUGGAAUAUAAUAUAAUAAAUGUUUUCUUUAGUGUAUAAUCACCUGAAAAUAAGAAUCAUAGUGUUUUCGUCACCUCAGAAUGAGCUGUUUAUAUCAACAUAAGCAGUGACUCUUCGUCAACGGAGAUUGCCAUGUUUCUACAGUAGCUCACAACGGACAAAUUAAACACUGGCUCUAGAUCGGGCCAUUCCAAAACCUCAUACCAAGUCAUCAAAUACCACUGCUUUGUCAGUGGAGCUACAUGCUAAUAUACGUGCUAGGUACCCUUUUACGUCAGUUUUAGACGUUCAGGGAUAGCAUUUCAAUUUAUGCUUCUUCAGGCCUGUGUCCACAUGGGGGGGGGGGUUUGGGUUGGGGGGGGGGUGCGUGUGUGUUUGUAGAAAAGCACAGGCAGGACACUGGGGAGUGCUUCAUCUCAGCGCUUCAUAAAAAUUAAUGACGUACUGCGUGUGGUUUUUGUUUCUAUGACAAGAAUAUCUUGACACUAACAUUAGCCAGGUAGCUAACAUAAUGCUACAUUAACAGAGGGUUGAAUACACUGUCAACAAACAGUGAUAAAAACACAACGCUCACCGGCAACAUCUGGUGUCCACUGACUGUUCUGCCCCCCAAAAAUGAGCUUUUCAGACUUUGUUGUGACAGUAGACAGUAGCCUAGCUAAAGAAGCAGCAGUGACGUCACUGGCGCCUUACCCAAAAGUGCAGAGAUUUUCAACUUAAAGCAUUUUGAGCGGCAGCACAAAAAAGGCAGAGCACUCUGAAAAAAGACACUGGGCGUGGCGCUUUUUCCCCAGGCGCCCACAUUAGGACACAUAUGCUCACUCCUCAUUGAGAAGAGUUAAAAAAAAAGAUGCUAUGUGGACACAGGCACUUAAGUGCAUUAUGUCCUGUUACAUUUCUAAAUAAACUUCAAUUACUUACAGGAAAUGUACAGUUUCUGCUCAUAACAUGCACACAGUCUUUUUAAAUUAACAACAUAUGCAAAAAAAAAAACUCUUUAGGUUUACUUCCUUUAGGUUUAGGUAACAAAAGCAUGUGAUUAGGGUUAGAAAAAACAUAAUGGUGUAGGUUUAGCAAGUACAGUUGUUACUAAUGUAAUGUCACAUUAUAUAUGUCACUAGCCUAGCAUGCUACACAUACUAGCACACUACUUUGUUAACAUAAUAACUCGAUUGACUUUUGGUUUCACACUGGAGAUAAACAGCAGGCUCCAGGGUGAAAGUCCAGAGUUUGUUUGACACAUCCACCUCCACUCCCGUCCGCCCUAUGUGGACUUUAUCGCUUUUUAUACUAUGGUAGUUGCCAGCAGCAUCACCUACUGCCACCACCCGGUGCAUAUUACACUGCUGCGAAGGGUGCCUCUGUGCUUUAGUGUCUGAUGCAGAGGUCCACUGACAAAGCGGUGGUAUUUGAUUGGUUUGGUUGUUGCCUGUUGCAUGAGAAACAGCCGCCAUUUGGCUCGUAUCAUACUACUGUGAAGGGUGCCUCUAUGUGUUUGUGUCAAAGACCAAGAUACGCUGAUAAAUGAUGGUAUUUGACGAGUGAGCAGAGAGAACGUGCUGACUAUUCGGGUUUUCACGUCAUUGGCAGCCCCUCUGCGACAAGCAGCAUCAAAAAACACUGAUUUUUUUUUCUUUACGGAAAACUGCUUUAUACAGUGUUUUUUCAGGGUUAAAUGACUGGGUCCGUUUGUUUUGGAAAGGAUGAGACCUGAGGAUAAUUUGGCUUCUGGCAAAAACCUCCUAAAGGUCUGGAUCUUACGUUAGCAGGGAAAAAAGGUGAGCACACAUUAACAUGUUCUUGGCUAGGGGCCCAACUCCCACAUGCUGAACAGUGCCAGAGAAGCUGAUUUGUAACAUGAAACUGUUUUAUUAAUUGUUUUUACCAGUUUAUAUCACCUGGUUCAUUUGUUUUGGAGGGAGAGACCUCUGUGGUAAAAACCUCCUGAACAAUGAACACUGAAGGAAUUCUAACCAGGAGAGGUUUAAGCUGGUUGCAAUCUGCAAUUCUCACUGCUAGAUGCCACAAAAUCCCCCUAAAUCUUCCACACUGUUCCUUUACAGAUAGUGUUCAUCAGUGAAGUGCACAUUCACAAAAAUGUAAAAUGACAAAUAAAUGAAAACGUAUCUCAAUAACGACUGCAGAAUCAGUCAGAUCAGUAGUGUACAGUCCAGUAGUCGUAAUAUCGUGCUCUGCUUCUGUGGCUGGUCUGAGAGCAGCUCACUCACUCUGUGUUUAACCACUGUGCUUUCAUACCACCCUGUUGAAUUUAGCAGAAACACUCUUCCUCCUCCCCUCUCCAGAGACUUUCACACAGAGAUGAGAAGGGAUCUGUCUUUGUAUUUUCUCUGUGGUACCUCUAUUUCAUUUUAACAUGAAUGAGCGAAAAGAGAACACUCUACCAGAACAUGUCCACUAUCGAGGACUCUGCCAUCUUGAAUCAUCUAAAAUGUUGUGGUGAAUACUGAAGUCUACUCACUGUAAAUACAAAUCUCAACAACACAGCUAGCUUGGGUCUUGAGUGUUUAUUUUGGUCUUCCCUAUA
Messenger RNA from Epinephelus fuscoguttatus (brown-marbled grouper), 5596 nucleotides. RefSeq names its product calcium/calmodulin-dependent protein kinase 1Db (gene camk1db). Gene Ontology annotation, molecular function: ATP binding; calmodulin binding; calcium/calmodulin-dependent protein kinase activity. Bases 640 to 1878 code for a protein of 412 amino acids. Gene Ontology annotation, cellular component: cytoplasm; intracellular anatomical structure. Gene Ontology annotation, biological process: peptidyl-serine phosphorylation. The record is from RefSeq and is a predicted model, not a curated record. The transcript has 11 exons. NCBI's taxonomy places the organism in Eukaryota, Metazoa, Chordata, Actinopteri, Perciformes, Serranidae.